AUGCUGUCGCGUCAAUUGUUAUUGUCGCUCUUUCUUGCCAGCAGUUGCGCGCUGGCUGAUCCCAAUCCCCCUCCAGUCCCGGACUACGAUGUGCUGCAGUAUGUCGAUCCGCUGAUCGGCAGCGCCGAGGGAGGAAAUGUCUUCGCUGGCGCCUCGCUGCCGUAUGGCAUGGCCAAGGCCGUCGCCGACACGGAUUCGAUUUCUAACCAGGGUGGCUUCACCUACGAUGGUAGCAAUGUCACUGGCUUCUCCAGCAUGCACGACUCCGGUACUGGCGGCAGUCCCUCACUGGGCAAUUUCCCUCUUUUCCCCUAUGCAAAAUGUGCUGGCGAUGACGUGAACGGUUGCGUCUUUCCAAAGAAAUCGCGGAAGGCCAAAUAUACGCCGGGGUCGGUCCAGGCGAGCCCCGGAUACUUUGCCCUGUCGCUGGCCUCGGGGGUGCGUGUCGACAUGACUGCUUCCCAUCAUACAUCCCUGUUUCGCUUUCAUUUCCCCAUAGAAAGCAGCCCUCUGGUUCUGUUGGAUCUGUCGGACCUCUCGGAUUCGCGGCAGGACAACGCAACUAUCUCGGUCAAUGCAUCGACUGGCCGCAUGACCGGUGGUGCGCGGUUCUUGCCCAGUUUUGGAAGCGGUUCAUAUACGCUGCACUUUUGUGCGGACUUCAAAAGUACUGGGGCAGUCCGGGAUAGCGGCAUCUUUGUUGACUCCCGUGCUGGCACCGGUGUUCAUGACUUGAAGAUCUCGCGAAGCAUCAAUGGCUACCCACUUCCGGGUGGCGGAUUUUUCCGUUUCAAGUCUCCACCGGACGGCACGGUUUUAGCUCGUGUCGGCCUCAGCUUCAUCAGUUCGGAGCAGGCAUGCUCGCAUGCCGAGACGGAGAUCCGUGAUUUUGACUUUAAUGCGACACACAAGACGGCCGUGGAUAAAUGGACAGAGAAGAUGCGUCCGAUUCGCGUGUCGCGGAACGAUAUUAACUCGUCUGUCUUGACCAACUUCUACAGUGGGAUUUAUCGGACGAUGGUGAAUCCUCAGAACUACACCGGCGAGAACCCGCUGUGGAAAAGCUCGGAGCCCUACUUCGACUCAUUUUAUUGUCUCUGGGAUUCUUUCCGCUCCCAAAUCCCAUUCCUCACCAUCUUCGAUCCCAGCUCGGUGGCUCAGAUGAUUCGCUCUCUGAUUGACACACAGCGCCAUCUUGGCUGGUUGCCAGACUGCCGCAUGUCGCUCUGCAAAGGAUAUACGCAAGGUGGAUCGAAUGCAGACAAUGUCCUUGCAGAUGCCUAUAUCAAAGGAAUCAGGGACGGUAUUAACUGGGCAGACGGAUACGCAUCCGUCAAAAGAGACGCCGAGGAGGAACCAUUUGACUGGUCUAGCGAGGGCCGCGGUGGGCUGCGCAGUUGGAAACAGCUGAACUACAUUCCCGUCGAAGACUUUGAUUACUUGGGUUUUGGCACCAUGACUCGCAGCAUCUCACGCACGCUUGAAUACUCCUAUAAUGACUUUGCCAUCGCACAGAUGGCUCGAGGUCUCAACAAGACAGACGACGCAGAGCGCUACGAGCAGAACUCGCGGUUCUGGCGUAACCUGUUUAAAAAGGAUCAAAAAUCCUCUCUAAACGGUUCUGACACUGGCUUCCAAGGCUUUUUCCAGCCCAAGUAUCUCAACGGGACCUGGGGGUACCAAGAUCCUCUUGCUUGUUCCAACAUCGACACGAGCCAACGCGCGUGCUCGCUCCAGAACAAUGCUGCUGAAACCUUUGAAUCCAGUAUUUGGGAGUACCAAUUCUUUGUUCCGCACGACAUGGCCGCCCUCGUCACGCUCUUGGGAGGCCCCUCGAACUUUGUCAACCGUCUAGACUACCUGCACGACAAGAAAAUCACCUACAUCGGCAACGAGCCCGCCUUCCUCACCGUAUACCAGUACCACUACGCCGGCCGGCCCGCCAAAUCCACCGCCCGCGCCCGCACCUACAUCCCAGACUCGUUCUCCCCAACGCCAGCGGGACUACCAGGUAACGACGACUCGGGUGCUAUGGGCUCAUUCGUCGCGAUGUCGAUGAUGGGCCUGUUCCCCAACCCGGGCCAGAGCGUGUACCUCAUCACGGUACCCUUCUUCGAGUCCGUGAGUAUUGUGUCGCCCCUGACAGGAAAAACGGCUACCUUGCGCGUGGACAACUGGGACGAGUUCAAUGCCCCCAAUAACACCGGGAACAGGGGGUAUGUCAAGUCUGCAACGCUAGACGGCGUGCCCUACACGCGCAAUUGGGUCCCGCAUGAUUUCUUUACGCAGGGCUGGGAUCUGGUUCUUGUUUUGGGUCAUCAUGAGAGUGACUGGGGCACGAAGCCUGAGGAUCGGCCGCCUUCUUUGAGUGCAUACUCGUCGGGGAAUACUGGGUAUGGCCAUUUGAUGGAGCAGGCGGUUGAGAAUCUUGAUGAUGGUGAUAAUGAUUCGGCUGCUGGUGCUCGUGUUGGUCGGCAUGCGCUGCAGCAUCAUCAACAUGUUAAUAUGGCUCCCGAUGGCGGGCACUGGCGGAAGGGUUGGGGUGGUUGA
Messenger RNA from Penicillium alfredii, 2550 nucleotides. Its product is annotated as glycoside hydrolase family 92 protein. Gene Ontology annotation, cellular component: cytosol; nucleus. The record is from RefSeq and is a predicted model, not a curated record. The transcript is spliced from 6 exons. Gene Ontology annotation, biological process: protein quality control for misfolded or incompletely synthesized proteins; carbohydrate metabolic process; protein deglycosylation. Gene Ontology annotation, molecular function: peptide-N4-(N-acetyl-beta-glucosaminyl)asparagine amidase activity; carbohydrate binding. NCBI's taxonomy places the organism in Eukaryota, Fungi, Ascomycota, Eurotiomycetes, Eurotiales, Aspergillaceae. Bases 1 to 2550 code for a protein of 849 amino acids.